This is a messenger RNA of Fopius arisanus, 738 nucleotides long. Its product is annotated as multiple coagulation factor deficiency protein 2 homolog. Bases 201 to 713 code for a protein of 170 amino acids. Lineage: Eukaryota; Metazoa; Arthropoda; Insecta; Hymenoptera; Braconidae. The record is from RefSeq and is a predicted model, not a curated record. The transcript is spliced from 5 exons.
UUGGGGUGUACGAGGAUACGGGGGAUGGAAAAUUUUCGGCUGGAUGACAGCGCACCCUUGGUAGAAACUAGCCGGGUUAAAAUCAUCCUGAGCCUGGGGAAGAUCAACACCUGUAAAACCUGUGGAUUGGGGGUGAAAUCGUGUGACAGGAGAAGGGGUAGUGCCUCCAUCCAAAGACAACAACAAAAAUCAAGGAUAAUAUGGAGAUGUUUGGAUUGAUUGUCAUUGGUACGUGUCUAUGUGCGGUUUACGGAUUCCGGGGACCUCAUCAUCCUCGAGGAUCAGUCUCCCAUCAUCAUUAUACACCCCAGAGGGAUGUCAAACUCACACAGGAUACACAACUGUUGCAUGACACUGCGCAUUUGAUAGAGGACAUGGGCGAUUUCGGCAAUGAAAUCGACGUAUCUAAAAUGACUGAGCAGCAACUAGACUUUUAUUAUUUCCAAGCUCAUGAUGUUGACAACAACACAAAGCUCGACGGUCUAGAGAUGUUGCACGCGAUUCAACAUUCGUUUCACCACGACGAAGAUGACCAUGAAGUAGUCGAUGAAGCCAGUCAAAUUCCAUUUAUUGUGGAAUUGAUAGAUCGAGUCCUCGAGGAAGACGAUCUUGACCACGACGGAUACCUGGGGUACAUCGAAUAUGUCCUAGCUAGACAAAAAACCGGUGGCGAUACUGAAAAACCUCAAAAAGACUUGAAACUCGAAAUCUAAUAUUCAUAUUUUUAUACUAUUGACU